CACGUCAACGCGCGGCCGUCCUGAUCGCAACAAACCUCCACAGCUCUCAGUGCGCUCUACCAUAUCUAGUCUAUGAGCCCGCCACGGUUCCCAUCGCGAAAAGUAACAUCAGUCACUGGAGCCCUCGCCCCCCGUUCGCUGCGCAACAAUGGGUCCUGAACCACCAUCGAUGAUGGUACCGGCCGAUCGCUGCGACGACGACUGCGUUGCGCACCGGCCUGGGCAGCAGUAUGCAUCCUCGACGGUCCAGCUGCUCUUUGCGUCGAUACCAUUUGUUGUCACGUUCUCGGUUAUCUCGAUCAUCGUUCUCCACCGACUAUUUCCCGCACUUUGCGGCGCUGGCGCCCGUCACAACACCAACCCCGAGAGCCGCCUGCGCAAACGGAUCUCUGCAAUCGCUUUCAGCACAACGUUGGGAGCUACGGGUGUUCUGGCUGAGCUGGUGCUCUGCGAGGUCAGUGAUUGGGUCAACAGCGAUGCGCGACGAUUGGCUUUUCGGACCGUGGUGGGCGUGUUAUUGGUGUGUCUGAUUGCGGUUAUUCCGCUACUGGAGCUAUACUCUCUGGUCGAGGGACGAUGGGAUCGGAAACGACGGACGGUGGUAGUGGUGGGUGGCUUCACGGCUUGGCUGUGGGUGUUCUGGACACUGGGCGACAAGCUGCCAAUCCGCAGUGGAGAGAUGGGAUUGUGGGCUUCGAAUUCAAGAACGUUGUGCCAGGAGUGCAUUGCGAGGGUGGGCGUUGUGGGUGUUUCCCUCAUGGCGCUGCUUUCGGGAUUCGGUUGCGUGUCGACGCCGUGGCACAGCUUUGUCGCGAAACAACGGCCGGUGUCGGAUACAGACGUCUCGCGCGCUCGGGGAGGCUUGGACGCUACAACGGAGCUGCUGAACAGCAAGAGGAACAAGCUGCGCUACUUGGAGAAGAAGAUACAGGAGAAGGACUCCUCGCAAGACGGCUUGAUGACCAAAAUGAUGUCGACGCUGCGCGGGGGCGAUACGGAUACCCAGGAGCAUGCGGUGCUACUGAAAGAAGUCUCCGGACUGGAAUCGAUGCGAGCGUCGCUCUCAUCCGAGCUCACACAGCUGGAGCGCAAUCUCACCUUCCAGCAGCGUUCGCAGACCGCGAGGGGCCGCAUCCUCACCACCGUGUAUUGGGCCUUCUCAGUCUACUGUAUCUACCGGAUCGCGGCAACGACAUUCGCGCACCUGCCGUUUGUGCGACACCGUGACUCGUCGUUCUCGCGCAGCGAUCCCAUCAGCAACGUGCUCGCGCUCCUGGCCGAAUACUGGGAUCCGCAUCUCGACCGCGUUGCAUGGUCACGGCAGAUCGGCUUCCUCCUCUCCGGUGUGAUCAUCUGCGGUUCCCUCGGUUCCGUCCUGACGACGAUCAACAUGGUGAUGCGGAUUGCUCCCACUUCCAUCAGCGACAAUAACCCAAAUCUCGCCCUGUUCUUCUCGCAGAUCAGCGCAGUGUACGUUUUGGCCUCGGCACUCCUCCUGCGCAGUAACUUGCCGCUGAGCAUGAGCACCGUCAUCUCAGAGUCCCUAGGUGCCCCACUAGAUCCGGCGUUCGUGGACCGGUGGUUCGAUGCGUUGUUCCUGGGUGCCGCCGCGUUGACCGCAACGGCGUUGAUGGCGUUUAGGGCGCUGUGGGGAAGAGUCACGGGUGAGCCGGAUCUGGAGAGUGGAACGGGCACGAAGCAAUCUUAGAUGAAUGAGUGAAUGGGUAUGAUACUGCUAUAGGUGUACGAAGACACGGAUUGGCGUUGGGUUUUGCUUUUUGUUUCGAUUUUCUAUUCCCUGGAGUUCCGAUGAUUGUGAUAGUCAUCCUUUAUCUUUUUUGUCUCGUUAUCAUGUUUAGGUACGCUCCGUAAGAUACAUAUGGAAUUAGAGCAGAUCACCGUCCAAGACCUCGCG
Messenger RNA from Tricharina praecox, 1915 nucleotides. Its product is annotated as Abscisic acid G-protein coupled receptor-domain-containing protein. The coding region runs from base 149 to 1708 and encodes 519 amino acids. Gene Ontology annotation, cellular component: membrane. The transcript is spliced from 2 exons. Lineage: Eukaryota; Fungi; Ascomycota; Pezizomycetes; Pezizales; Pyronemataceae. The record is from RefSeq and is a predicted model, not a curated record.